AUGACAGAAGUCAGGCAUGGAAGGGAAAGGAAGAGAGAAAAGGAUGAUGAAAGCCGUGAAAAGUCGAGUACAAGAAGGGAAGAGAGGAAUAGGGAUUCUGAAAGAGACGACAGGAGCAGGAUAAACGUAAGAGAAGAUGAGAAUGAUAAAAAUGGACAUGAAGCGAGGAAGGAUGAUAGUGAUAGAGGAAAAUUACGCCCUGAGGAUUCGGAUAGGGAGGGCAGCCGAAGGAACAGGGAAUACCGCGAUGAUAGUAGGAUCCGGCAAAAGGAAAAGUAUAGAAGCCGGAAAAGUGACCUAGCCCGUGAAACUGAAGAAGGUGAAGGGGAAUACAGAAGACGGGAGGAUCGUCGUAGCAGGUAUAAUGAUAUGGAAGAUGACAGGAAUGAUCGUCGUAGCAGGUAUAAUGAUAGGGAAGAUGAUAGGAAUGAUAGGGAAGAUGACAGGGAAGAGAGGAAAAGGGACAGAAACCGAGAAAGAGGUAAAAGAAGAAGUGAGAAGGAUGAGAGUAAGAAUGGGUCAGGUAAGAAAGGAGAGGAGAGUGAAAAUAAUGUGCCAGUUGAUGCAAUAGCCAAUAUGGGGAGAAGUGGUGGAGUCUACAUUCCGCCUUUCAAGCUGGCAAGAAUGAUGGGGGAUAUCCAGGACAAAAGUAGCCUCGAUUAUCAGAGGAUGACAUGGGAUGCAUUGAAGAAGAGUAUUAACGGGCUUGUGAACAAAGUGAACGCCACUAAUCUAAAGAAUAUAAUUCCUGAGCUUUUUGCUGAGAAUCUGAUUCGUGGGAGGGGUCUGUUCUGUCAGUCGUGCAUGAAGUCCCAGUUGGCUUCUCCGGGUUUCACAGACGUGUUUGCAGCCUUGGUUGCUGUGGUGAACACUAAGUUCCCAGAGGUUGGUGAUCUUUUGCUGCGGAGGAUAAUUGAGCAACUCCAGAAGUCGUACAAGCGUAAUGAUAAGCCGAGAUUACUUGCUGUGGUCAAAUUUAUUGCACACCUGGUGAACCAGCAGGUGGUGCACGAGCUUAUUGCCCUUGAGCUACUGACAUUGCUGCUGGAAAAGCCGACUGAUGAUAGUGUUGAGGUUGCUGUGGGUUUUGUGACCGAAUGUGGGUCCUUGCUUCAAGAUCUCUCUCCUCGAGGAUUGCAUGGUAUCUUUGAGCGGUUCCGUGGAAUUCUUCAUGAAGGAGAAAUCGAUAAGCGCGUUCAGUUCUUAAUCGAAGGGCUCUUUGCAUUGAGGAAAGCGAAGUUUCAGGGUUAUCCAGCUGUCCGCCCUGAACUCGAUUUAGUCGAACAGGAAGACCAAUUGACUCACGAAGUGUCGCUUCUGGACGAGAUUGAUUCAGAGACCUCAUUAAGUAUGUAUCUUUUGCCUCACUUUGUCUUCUCCGCUCACUUUCAUCUCUUCAAGCCCGAUCCUCACUUCUUGGAGAAUGAAAAACGGUAUGAAGAGCUGAAGAAGCAGAUUCUAGGUGAAGAAUCUGAGGACAAUGCUGAAUCAGAUAAUGAUGCUGAUUCGGAUGAUGAAGAUGAUGAAGAGUCUGAGGAAGAGGAUGAGGAACAGAUGAAGAUAAAGGAUGAGACAGAGACGAAUUUGAUCAAUCUCCGAAGAACUAUCUACUUGACUAUUAUGUCUAGUGUUGAUUUUGAAGAGGCUGGGCACAAGUUAUUGAAAAUCAAGCUGGAGCCUGGCCAGGAGAUGGAAUUGUGCAUUAUGCUUUUGGAGUGUUGCAGCCAGGAGAGAACCUACCUCCGAUACUAUGGACUCCUGGGGCAACGGUUCUGUAUGAUAAACAAGGUUCAUCAGGAGAACUUCGAGAAAAGCUUUGUUCAGCAGUACUCUAUGAUUCAUCGACUGGAGACCAAUAAACUUCGGAAUGUUGCAAAAUUCUUUGCUCAUUUACUUGGCACAGAUGCAUUGCCUUGGCACGUCUUAGCCUAUAUAAGGCUGACCGAAGAGGACACGACUUCUUCUUCCCGUAUUUUCAUUAAGAUUCUCUUCCAGGAAUUAUCCGAGCACCUUGGGAUCCGCUUGCUGAACGAGCGCCUGAAUGACCCAGCUAUGCAAGACUCAUUCGAGUCCAUCUUCCCCAAGGAUACCCCUAAGAACACGAGAUUCGCAAUUAAUUUUUUCACAUCCAUAGGGCUUGGUGGGAUCACGGAGAACAUGCGAGAGUAUCUAAAGAACAUGCCGCGCCUCAUAAUGCAACAGAAUAGGGACGUGCCAGAGCAGGAUUCAGAUUCUGAUAGUGAUGGUUCGGAUUCAGAUAAAUCAGGAUCUGGGUCAGGGUCGUCUAGCUCCGGGUCAAGUGAGAGUGAAAGCGAGACUGAUAGUGAAGAUCGGCGUAAAAGGAAGAAGAGGAGAAACUAAAGGCGAAUUACGAUAGUCUUGAUACAUGUUUUGCUCUUUAUUGUUUUUGUUGUGAUAUUACUGGAAGAGUAGUAACUGAGGUAAUCAUGUUCUUUGUUAUGCUGGAACUUGACGAAUACUGCACCCCCUGAGAUAUUGGCUUUGCUUGAUCAAGAGUUGUGUUAAAUAUAUAUGUGUGUUUUAUGUGUGUUUCAAAUAACUGGAGAGAAGUUGACGUAACUUGGAAAAGAAAAUGUAC
Striga asiatica is the source of this 2599-nucleotide messenger RNA. The record is from the annotation of a GenBank genome assembly. NCBI's taxonomy places the organism in Eukaryota, Viridiplantae, Streptophyta, Magnoliopsida, Lamiales, Orobanchaceae.